This is a messenger RNA of Trichechus manatus latirostris (Florida manatee), 1729 nucleotides long. RefSeq names its product MAF1 homolog, negative regulator of RNA polymerase III (gene MAF1). The coding region runs from base 461 to 1240 and encodes 259 amino acids. The record is from RefSeq and is a predicted model, not a curated record. Gene Ontology annotation, cellular component: nucleus. Gene Ontology annotation, molecular function: RNA polymerase III core binding. Lineage: Eukaryota; Metazoa; Chordata; Mammalia; Sirenia; Trichechidae. The transcript is spliced from 7 exons. Gene Ontology annotation, biological process: negative regulation of transcription by RNA polymerase III.
UUGUUGUUGUCCGGCCGAGGGAGGCGGAGGUCGCUCGCUUGCUCGCUCGCUCGCUCGGUCGCUGGGGCGAUCUGUGGCGGUCGGCGGGCAGGUCGGUCGCGGUAGUCGGCGGUGUGCAGGGUGGGGAGAGGCUAUGUCGCGGUGGCAGCCCGGAUGGGCCGGCAAGGCCGGGAGUAACGGGACGUCGUCGCGGAGCUUCUUCCCCCGGAUACAGUGCGGCCCAAGCGGAGGCCGCGUCGCCGCCCUCCGGUCCUGAGGAGCCCGCGCUGCCCGGAGCCUACACCGCUCUCUCUCUGGCACCGACACCAACCGACUCGACCUGGCCCAGCCGGACCUAGCCUGGCCCACACAGGCAGCACUACUCCUCAGGAGCACGCAGCCCCCUCCCCAAGGAGCAUGAAGCUGUUGGAGAACUCAAGCUUCGAGGCCAUCAACUCGCAGCUGACUGUGGAGACAGGAGAUGCCCACAUCAUUGGCAGAAUCGAGAGCUACUCCUGUAAGAUGGCAGGAGAUGACAAGCACAUGUUCAAGCAGUUUUGCCAGGAGGGUCAGCCCCACGUGCUGGAGGCACUGUCCCCGCCCCAGACCUCAGGGCUCAGCCCCAGCAGGUGAGUGGGGGGCACGGUCUGCCCACAGUUGGGGGGACAGUGCGGAGCUCGCCGACACUUCUCUCUGCAGACUGAGCAAGAGCCAGGGUGGUGAGGACGACGGUCCCCUGAGCGACAAGUGCAGCCGCAAGACUCUCUUCUACUUGAUUGCGACGCUCAACGAGUCCUUUGGGCCGGACUAUGAUUUCAGCACAGCCCGGAGCCAUGAAUUCAGCCGGGAGCCCAGCCUCAGCUGGGUGGUGAACGCUGUCAACUGCAGCCUCUUCUCAGCUGUACGGGAGGAUUUCAAGGCCCUGAAGCCACAGCUGUGGAACGCAGUGGAUGAAGAGAUUUGCCUGGCAGAAUGUGACAUCUACAGCUACAACCCGGACUUGGACUCAGACCCCUUCGGGGAGGACGGCAGCCUCUGGUCCUUCAACUACUUCUUCUACAACAAGCGGCUGAAACGGAUUGUCUUCUUUAGUUGCCGCUCCAUCAGUGGCUCCACCUACACCCGCUCAGAGGCGGGCAAUGAGCUGGACAUGGAGCUGGGAGAGGAAGAGGAGGAGAUCGAAGAGGGCAGAGGCAGUGAGGGUGGAGCCGAGGAGACCAGCACCAUUGAGGAGGACAGGGUCCAGGUGAUCUGUAUGUGACUACGAAGAGCAGAGACCCCAGCUUCAUCCGGCUUCAACUGACGCCUGGACCUACUGCCUGAGGGGCCCGAGUGCCUCCCUCAGCUGCUGGCCACAGCCCUGGCACUGCCAAGGCCAGCCCACUAGCCCUUUGGCUCCAGCCUGUGAAUGUCCACUCACCCCCACAGGCUCCUGCUGCCCACACUGCGGCUGGACUGGACAGCAUGGGGCCUGCUGGGAAGAGCGACUGCCCUGCCCAAACGAACUGCCGCGAGGCAGGGACAGCUGGACCACAGAGUUUAUUUUUCUAUUUUGUAUGGGGCAAGGCCUGGGCCUUGACACUCCAGCCCCAAGAGCCCACCGCCCAGACCAGCAACAGGUCUGAGGUCACCGGCUCAGGGCUUGGGCCGGCCAGACCUGGCGUCCGCCUGUAUCCCCCACUUCGCCUGUCAGGCCACGUGCACUGAGUGUCACUUCGCUGCAGCUUGUUUGUUUUCAAUAAAAGUUUCU